AUGGUUUCAUUGAAUGUAACAGAAAAGAUGUCUGGUCAACUAGAGCAUGAGUUGGAGCUUGAUGUGCCAGCAAGUGAAGCAUGGGAACUCUUUGGCACACUUGGUAUUGGAAAACUCGUUUGUGAAGAGAUGCCACAAUUGUUUCAGAAGGUGGAAAUAGUUGAAGGAGAUGGAGGAGUUGGAACUAUUCUCAAAGUCACAUUCACUCCAGGUAUACCUGGUCCAGCUAGUUACAAUGAAAAGUUCACGAAGAUUGAUAAUGAAAGGCGUAUCAAAGAAGUAGAGGUGGUUGAAGGUGGAUACCUGGAUUUUGGAUUUACACUAUAUAGAGUUCGUUUUGAAGUUAUAGAGAAAGGUGAAGAUUCGAGCAUAAUCAAAUCUACAGUAGAGUAUGAAGUUGAGGAAGCAGCUAAGGCUUCACUUGUUUCCAUCGAUCUAUUGGCAAACAUUGAACUAGUUGCUAAGAAUUAUCUAGGAAGAAACAAGGCUGCAAAAGAAGCAAAGUAG
Molecule: messenger RNA, 507 nt
Organism: Vicia faba (fava bean)
Lineage: Eukaryota; Viridiplantae; Streptophyta; Magnoliopsida; Fabales; Fabaceae
Source: the annotation of a GenBank genome assembly